AUGACCGAUACCAAACUGUCGAGUGUCACCACACGAUCAAGUGAUGAAGCACGCCUGCAUAGCUGCUGCCAACGCCUGCAAAAGCUGCAACACGCCGUGAGCGCCUACGACGAUUACGACAACGCCUCCGCCAGGCCCGGACCACCGAUCAACGUCGCCGAACGCCCGACGAGAGCUGCAUCACCACCUUCUCUCACUGGAACAGAUCGACGGACAUCUUCUAGCCAUCUCACAUUACAAGAGCAUGGAGCUGCCGCCAAGGGAGUGGUCAGCAGUAAGACAUUCAUGAACAAGAGGAAAGACGGGAGGAUGAUGAAGGCGCAGUGGGGCUGGAUCUGGACAAGCUGA
Molecule: messenger RNA, 348 nt
Organism: Zymoseptoria tritici IPO323
Lineage: Eukaryota; Fungi; Ascomycota; Dothideomycetes; Mycosphaerellales; Mycosphaerellaceae
Exons: 3
Coding region: 1-348 (115 amino acids)
Source: RefSeq, a predicted model, not a curated record